Messenger RNA from Sodiomyces alkalinus F11, 2184 nucleotides. RefSeq lists its product as hypothetical. The transcript is spliced from 2 exons. NCBI's taxonomy places the organism in Eukaryota, Fungi, Ascomycota, Sordariomycetes, Glomerellales, Plectosphaerellaceae. The coding region runs from base 1 to 2184 and encodes 727 amino acids. The record is from RefSeq and is a predicted model, not a curated record.
AUGGCCGAAUCCGGGACCAAUUCAACCGGCAGCACCCCGAAAUACUAUGCCCCUAAGGACAAGAGCUGUCCCUACUGUGGCCAGGUCUUUACAUCUUCCUCGCUCGGACGCCACCUCGACCUCUAUAUUAAAGACAAGAACCCCAAGCCCCCAGAUGGUAUUCACGAUAUCGACGAAAUUCGAAGGGUUCGAGGGAACAUCACACGGCGCCAGCCUCGGCCCCGCGGCUCACUAGGCCGCGCCGUGUCCACCCCAACCGGUACUCCCAGGCCAAGUCUAAGGAGGGAAUCUCUGAGGAACCCAGAAACCUGCCAGACGCCCGGCUUACCCAGAGAGGGACAGUACGUGGUGGAUUCCAGACUGAGCAGGUUUCCCCUCACACCGGGAUGGGACCAACCCACUACCAACGGGAUACACUCGCGGACGCCCGAAUUUUCUCAAGGACCGCCCGCAGUUGCGGGCGGUGCCCAGGAUGCUGCUCAGAGGCCAGGCAUGUCGAGACAAGUCAGUAAACAGGUGUUGCAAAAGGCCCAGCUCGACGUCAAACAUCGCUUGACCGACGCAAUGGACACGGCCAGGGCCGCCGAGCUGGCGCUGCGGGAAGUAUUGAGCUCAUGGCGGGCUGCCAGGCAACAACUCGACAACAAGACCAUGCCGUUGGACUUCGACCCUCUCUCCCUCGACUUUCCCGCCCUGACGCUUCAAUGCCUGCAACCGCCCCCCACGCUCUUCUCUUCUACACAACAUCCGACUUCCACCUCGUGGUCCGUGCAGUUCCCAGGUCAAAGGGAGUUCGAUGCGCUGCGAGCUUACUUCCAAGAAGAGUUUCGAGCAUGGAGGGCAACCCGCGCCGCAGCCACGAGUGCCGCCAUGGAUGAAUUGAUCUACCAUCCCUGUGAUGGUUCAUCGCGGGAUUCUCGAGAGGCCAUCAAGAAGGCAGAGAAACAGGCGGACUCACUAGAGCGCCAAGUGAAUGAACAUCUGCAGUCUGCCUACGCAGUGUGGGAUGCCCUGCCGUCGCAGAGGCGCAACGAGCUAUGGGUGCUAGAGCUAGCAAGAAGUGUGGGAAGGAGGCAGAAAGAAGCGGAGGCUAUGAAAUCAGACCAGCAUAAGCUGAAGCAGGAGAUCGCCAAUCUCAAGACCCAGAUAGACCAGCUCGUGCAUUGGCAACAGCCGUGGGAGUUUGGGAUGGUCACGCCGACCACCAUACCGCUCGACCAACAGCUGGUGGCACAUGUCCUUGAGGCCGGGGGCAGAGGCGGCCGGGGUGUCGGUGUGGCAUCAGACGACUCGCAUCUGGAUCUGAAUGAAAUCACCACGCGCUCGAUUGAACGAUGGAAGAAGGUCAUAACAUCGAACCGUGCCGCGUCCGGUGGCAUGAGCGCUCAGCGGCCACUCAAUCAGACUCUGAACGGGACGUCGGCAGCGACACCCACUGCAACAGUCCAGCAGCAACAAGGACAACCGCAGCAGCAUCAGCAUCAGCAUCAGCAUCAGCAUCAGCAUCAGCAACAACAGCCACGGCAACAGCCACGGCAACACCAAUCGCACAUGCACUCUCAAGCGCCGUCACAGGGGAUGCACCAGGUUUCGCGACCAUCAACGUCGCUACAACGACAGUCUACAAAUACAAGUGUCACAGGUCAAAGCGAUCAUACUGCGGCGUCCACAGUCGGACCGUCGUCCAUUUAUAAAAGUGAACGGGAUGCCGAUGCGGAUGCCGAUGCUGAUGCAGACGCCGAUGCAGACACAGAUUCUGACGCCGACGCCGACGCCGACGCCGACGCCGAUGCCGAUAUCGAUGCCGAUGGGGACGCAGAUGGGGAUGCAUAUGGGGAUGCAGAUGCAGACGGCGAUGUGGAUGCCGAUGGCGACAUGGAUGCCGACGCCGACCUAGAUAUCGACACUGAAAUGGACGAUAAAAACCUCUCCAUGAUAAAAACGUCGCCAAGGCCGUUAUCAUCACGACCCAUGCAGCAGCAGGCUACGCUCCAGGUGCCACGGACCCGUGGUCCCAUUCAGCACCGUGCAGGAGAUGCGCGGUUCACGCUACAAACAGGUGCAGAUCGGGGGCACAUCAACUUGAGUCGGUCCAUGCCGAACAUGCAGCCUUCAAUGCAAGGCAUUCUUGUUAACGACAUGGUCAUGGCUGGUGAUCGGGGGGACCCGAUGUAUAUGGAUUGA